CCGAGCUCACUGCAACCUUUUUCCCCCAAACUGCUCCGACGAGCUUGCUUUUUGCUUCGUUUUCCUUGCUUUUCCAGGCUUUUUGCUUUUCCUUCCUUUUUUUUUGGCCUUUUUUUCCCCCGUUUUGUUGCUUUUCCUUCCCUUUUUGUUGCUUUUCCUUCCCUUUUUGUUGCUUUUCCUUCCCUUUUUGUUGCUUUUCCUUCCCUUUUUUGCUUUUCUUCCCUCUUUUUGUUGCUUUUCCUUCCUUUUUGUUGCUUUUCCUUCCCUUUUUGUUGCUUUUCCUUCCUUUUUGUUGCUUUUCCUUCCUUUUUUUGCUUUUCUUCCCUCUUUUUGUUGCUUUUCCUUCCUUUUUGUUGCUUUUCCUUCCUUUUUGUUGCUUUUCCUUCCCUUUUUUGCUUUUCUUCCCUCUUUUUGUUGCUUUUCCUUCCUUUUUGUUGCUUUUCCUUCCCUUUUUGUUUCUUUUCCUUCCUUUUUGUUGCUUUUCCUUCCCUUUUUUUGCAUUUCUUCCCUCUUUUUGUUGCUUUUCCUUCCCCUUUUUGCUUUUCCCUUCCCUUUUUGUCACUUUUCCUUCCUUUUUUGCUGCUUUUCUAUUGUUUUCCCGUGCUUUUUCUUUUUGCAGAGGCAUUCAAGUGGCCAAGCCUCCUCUCCUAGCUAGGAAUUUUGGGAGAAAAACAACCUUUUUGGGCACAGAGGCUCAUUUCUCCCCAAAUCAGUUUUUUUGGUUUUUUUGGGGGGGAUAUUGCUGCGAAAGGAAAUCGUCACCUGGACCCGGAUUGUACCACUAACCCUCAGUGAGGUCCCGUGCCAGGAAUUCGCCGCCCUCCAGGAGCCAAAAAGGACAAGACGGGACUGUGUUGCCCUUCAUCCUCUGCGGACAGACCGGCAACGAGCACGCCUUCAUUUUCUGGACACAUCUUGGUUGUGAUCCCUACCCAGAAAAUCCUGUUUUCGGGGCAGCGGUAGGAUUCUUGGAGGGCAGCAGCUCCCUGAGCACCCCCAAACGAUUCUCGAUGUGACUCCCACCCAGGAUGCACCAUGUCUCCCCGGCAUCGGCUCUGACGAUGAUGGCCACCCAGACGGUGCCCCCUCCUCCCUACCAAGACACCCCACAGAUGACGGCCACAGCCCCGCAGCCCGCCAAGGCACAGCCCGUGCAUCUCGCCACGCCGGCGGCCGCCAACGCGCCGGUACCCGCUGCGGCCGGUGACCCCCAGGCGCAGCUGGAGGCCGACAAACGAGCCGUCUACAGGCACCCGCUGUUUCCACUGCUGACUCUGCUCUUUGAGAAGUGUGAGCAGGCGACACAGGGUUCCGAGUGCAUCACCUCGGCCAGCUUCGACGUCGACAUCGAGAACUUUGUCCACCAGCAGGAGCAGGAGCACAAGCCCUUCUUCAGUGAUGACCCUGAGCUGGACAACCUGAUGGUGAAGGCGAUCCAGGUGCUGCGCAUCCAUCUCCUGGAGCUGGAGAAGGUCAACGAGUUGUGCAAGGACUUUUGCAACCGCUACAUCACCUGCCUCAAAACCAAGAUGCACAGCGACAACCUACUCAGGAACGACCUGGGGGGGCCCUACUCCCCCAACCCCUCCUCCAUCAGCCUCCACCCCCAGGAGAUGCUGCAGAGCUCACCCGCGGCACUGCCGCCUGCCUCCAACCCGCCGCCGGGCAUUGUGGUGCCUGCGGCCGCGCUACCACCAGGCAACUUGGCUAUGAGUGCUGGUAGCGGCUCGCCUGCCGUGCCAGGUGGAGCCUUGUACCAGCCCGUGACGAUGGUGACAUCACAGGGCCAGGUCCUUGCCCAAGCCAUCGCCCCCGGUGCCCUGCAGAUCCCCAACACCCAGGUGAACCUGGAUCUCACUUCCCUCCUCGACGGUGAGGACAAGAAGUCCAAGAACAAGCGAGGCGUCCUGCCCAAACAUGCCACCAACAUCAUGCGCUCAUGGCUCUUCCAGCAUCUCAUGCACCCCUACCCCACAGAGGACGAGAAGAGGCAAAUCGCUGCCCAAACCAACCUGACCCUCUUGCAAGUCAACAACUGGUUCAUAAAUGCCCGGCGGCGCAUCCUGCAGCCAAUGCUCGACGCCAGCAACCCAGACCCAGCCCCCAAAGCCAAGAAGAUAAAAUCUCAGCACCGGCCCACCCAGCGGUUCUGGCCCAACUCCAUCGCCGCUGGUGUCCUGCAGCAGCAGGGUGGCAAUUCGGGGACAAAUCCUGAUGGCUCGCUCAGCAUGGACAACCUGCAACCCCUCUCGUCAGCCACGGCCACGAUGGCCAUGCAGCAGGCCAUGCUGGCAGCCCAUGAUGACUCCCUCGACGGCACCGAGGAAGAGGAGGAGGACGAGGAGGACGAGGACGAUAUGGAGGAGGAGGAAGAAGAGGAGGAAGAGCUGGAGGAAGAGCCUGGUGGCCUCCAGGCAGCGCCUGGAGCCGACCUCGGCUUGGACCACAGUGACUCACUGGAAUAGCUCCUCCUGCGCCCUCCCCGAUUCAUUGAUGGCACCAGAAACAAGACUCCUGCAAAAAUGCCAAAAAAACCAACCAAACAAAAAAAAACCCGGCAAGAACAAAAACAUAAUUGGUGAGAAAAAAGCGAAUUGGAGGUGCUGGCGGAUGCCCCGGCUACCCACGGGAGCACGGGGACCACCAUGUCGGCACGUGGAAGUGAAGGACACAUGUUUACAAGGCACAUAUUGUGGCCAGAUUAACCUUUUUUUCAGGUUUUAUUCUUAUUUUCCCCUUCCCCCCCCCCCCUUUGUUUUUGGUAAGAAAAAAGCAUUUUAAGGGGAAGCUGUUUUCCCCGCGCGAUGCUCAGAUGCUGUUGGGUGACAGCAGGUUUUUCACUGUGGGCCACCACAUCCAUCACUUGGAUUUCUUGGUGCAAAAAAAACCCCCCCAACAUCCCAACCCCAGGACUGAUGCUUUUUGGGUUUUUUUUCCCCCAAAAAAGAUGAGUCACAGGCAUAAAUAUCGGCACGCGGGGAAAAAGAGAAAAUCAGCGAGUGCAAAUUCCGCUUUGGGUGGGAUCUGAGGAGGGUUUCGCACUCUUGACCCACUGGAUUGCCCAAACCUUCCUGUUUUGGCCCUGAUGCUGCUGCCAUUUGGUGACUCUGGAUGCAACUUUCUGGAAAAGGGAGGAAAUUCCCCCAAAUCCUUUAAUUUAUGUGCUCAAACCCCAUCAAAUCUGGAAAAAAAAACCCCAAACCCCACCCCAUCCUCAUCCUUAAGGGCUGACACUGGAUGCAGAGAUGGGGCAAAGGCUGCUGGGAGCGAGACUUUCCCAGGGCGUUUUGGCACCAAGUCAGGAAAAAAGGGGGGGGGGGGGGGGGGGGAGGCGGGGGGAAGGGUUUUAAAAAUACAGAUUUUCACCCAAAACUGAAUGGCAACCCCUGAGAUUCACCCGGGUGGAAGGAAAUUCAAUAUUGUUGCUGGAAAGCUGGUUUCUCCCUGAUAUUGUCCACUGACGUGGGAAAAUGGUGGAGUUUUACCCCAAACGAGCCACAGGGGAGGGCGGCUCUGCAAAAAAACCAACAUAUUUUUGGUUUUUCUUUAAAUGCUGACAGAAGGGUGAAUUUCACCUUAAAACAUGGUGCGGGAGAAACGCAAAAACAAACCUGGGUAACGCAGGGGAAAAAUAGAAGAAAUUUUCUUCUGCAGGUUCCUCUCGUAAAUGCGGGUUUCUGCAAGGAUAUCUUUUUUUUUGUCGGCUUUUUGCCGGUUUUGUCCUUUUUUUUUUUGCUCUUGAGGAGUUAAGAAAAAAAAAUAACAGCAGCCGGGGGAAAGAAAAAAACCCGAGUGAUGCAAUGGGCAGAAAAGCCUAUUUUUCGAUACUGAUCUGGCGUGAAUGUAAUCUGUAAUUUCAUAAAGGAUUCAUUGUAAUUUAGUAUUAAUUCAUGGCCAUUUAUUAUAAAGUGCUACGAGAUGA
Phalacrocorax carbo (great cormorant) is the source of this 3922-nucleotide messenger RNA. The record is from RefSeq and is a predicted model, not a curated record. Lineage: Eukaryota; Metazoa; Chordata; Aves; Suliformes; Phalacrocoracidae.